UCAGAAGUAUUGAGCGUUUGAGCGCCGAUUUUGACCUAAUGCUGCUCUAUUUUCACAAGUCCACUUGGGGGCGAUAGAGAGCACUGACGUGGCGUCGAGCCGUCGAUUUGCUGUGGCCAGAAAGCGUCGCUUUUGUGAUGUCACACCCUUGUGUUGUGGAGAAAAAAAGAUCUCAUGCUUCUGAAAGGUAGUGUGUACUUAGCAUUAGUCCAGAAUGUGGACCAUUUUUACAGUACAUUCCGAUCUAGACAGCCGACAGCAGAGAACUCUGUAGAGAGGCUGUUGUUUUGCUAAUGAAGGGUAUCUGGCAACGUCCAGUUCAGCAUUUUCAAGUGUAGUCAACGUUAGUUGCCUAGUUAGUUAGAGGUAACUAGCUAAGUUAUCUGCUUCAUCCUCAGACGCCUCCUGUACCCACUUGAACUGUGUGGUCCACUUAUUCGGAACCAUGGCUACACGUCUCACAGAUCUCUUCGGAAACACCCGGAUUAUUACUGGAUUGUUGGUGAAUUUGUUUUCGUCCAUAUGCAUCGUAUUCCUCAACAAAUGGAUCUAUGUGCAUUACGGAUUUCCCAACAUGACUUUAACACUGGUACAUUUUGUGGUAACGUGGCUGGGGCUAUUCUUGUGUCAGAAAAUGGACAUAUUCUCCCCUAAGAAGCUGCAACCGUCCAAAAUUAUUUACUUGGCCCUCAGCUUUUGUGGGUUCGUUGUUUUCACCAACCUCUCUCUUCAGAACAACACUAUUGGCACGUAUCAGCUCGCUAAAGCCAUGACUACCCCUGUCAUCAUUGUCGUACAAACGGUGUAUUACAGGAAGACAUUUUCUACGAAAAUAAAGUUGACAGUGGUCCCCAUUACAUUGGGGGUCAUCCUGAAUUCCUACUAUGAUGUCAGGUUCAAUCUCCUGGGCAUUGUGUUUGCCACACUAGGUGUCUUGGUCACUUCUCUUUACCAAGUGUGGGUGGGAGCCAAGCAGCAUGAGUUGCAGGUGAACUCCAUGCAGCUGCUCUACUACCAGGCCCCCAUGUCCUCCGCCUUCCUGCUGCUCUUCGUGCCUUUCUUCGAGCCCCUCACCGGGGAGGGGGGCAUCUUCGGCCCCUGGUCCCUGCAGGCUCUGGGCAUGGUGCUGUUGUCAGGGGUGAUUGCCUUCCUGGUGAACCUAUCUAUCUACUGGAUCAUUGGGAACACCUCAGCUGUCACCUACAAUAUGUUUGGACACUUUAAGUUUUGCAUCACGUUGCUGGGGGGCUACAUGCUUUUCGAGGACCCUCUGUCUCUCAACCAGGGCCUGGGAAUCGUUUGCACGCUUGUGGGCAUCCUGGCCUACACCCACUUCAAGCUGGCCGAGCAAGAGGAGGGCAAGAGCCGGCUCGCUCAAAGACCAAACUCCAGUCCCGUCUGAAUUGAAGGAUUAUGCUGACUCACGUCUGCUCUGUCUCUUCAGUAGACAGUGGUGUAGAGGGCCAAGUCUACUGAAGGCACAAGUCUAUACAUGUCAUUGUGUAGGAGGUCACCGAGUGCGAAACAUGCUGAGUGCUUUGAUCAUUGUGGUAUCCCCCAGGAGACGAUCUGUCCAAUAUCAGCAGAAUGUGUUUGUCAGAUGCUGAUCAGACUACUGGUGAAAGGUUUCUGUACUCACUGCUGUUUUUGUUUGCCUUUGUCAUGAGCAACAACGAAACAGCAUACUUACAUAGAACUUGGAAUGUUGUUGUAGAUUUCCCAUGAGGUACAGAUGUUUCUGUCCCUUAAAACCCACACACACACACACACGGAACAACUGUCUAGCUAACUUUCUUGUGUUGUAGAGAUCAUCUUGCAUUGCCCCAUAAAGUUAUACUCGCUAAAUAAAUGAUAGACAUUGAUUUAGGCAUUAGAUGGUUGAACUUUAAAAGCUUUGCAUUUCAGACAGGGUGAAAUUUACAGACAUAACCAUGUAAGUGUCUUUCACAUUUACAUUUAGUCAUUUAGCAGACGCUUUUAUCCACAGCGACGUACAAAGGAGAGACGAAUGGUAACAACGGUACAAAUGGAAACAACAAGACCUCAAGAUUCCACAAGACUGUCUUUCUCAGAAUGGUAGAGAUGGCUUUCACUGUGUUAAAUGUUUGACACAGAUACUCCUUUCUCAACAGCCCUUAACAUGCUGGCUUUGUGACUGCUCAGUCCAUAUUGGUUUGUGUGAUCUCUGUGUUUGGCCAUGCAGUUGCUGGCUGAGCUGUAAGAUGUGUUGAUAAAGAGCUUCCGUUUGCAAAAGGAAGUGAGCUAUUUUAUUCAGUUCUGUUCCGCUGACCCUGCAGCAGAGCUUUUGUAUAAAACUGACUGUGAAUAUAUCAUGUAACAGCUCAAGAGGAUAACCAGAGAUUUUGUCAUUACAGUGUUGCUUUUUUCCCUUUCUUUCUUUGGAGUUUGUGCAAACUUACUUGGCCAAUAAACCUGAUUCUGAUUCUGA
Molecule: messenger RNA, 2449 nt
Organism: Clupea harengus (Atlantic herring)
Lineage: Eukaryota; Metazoa; Chordata; Actinopteri; Clupeiformes; Clupeidae
Gene: slc35e3
Product: solute carrier family 35 member E3
Source: RefSeq, a predicted model, not a curated record